CCCCCCCGAUGCCCCCGCAGCAGCGCAGAUCGGCCGAGAUGGCGGCAAAGAAAGCCGCGCUCCACCAGUACAACGACGACCACGGCCACUUUUCCCUCGUCCGCAACUUCCGCCUCGCCGACCUGAUCACGAUCAUGAACGGCGUGUGCGGCUCCCUCUCCGUCCUCUCCUCCGCCCGCUACCUCCUCCUCGCCGCCAACCUGCCCGGCCCCCCCGCCCCCGCCGCCCUCCGCACCCUCUACUUUGCCCACCUCCUCCCCGUCCUCGGCUUCGGCUUCGACGCCCUCGACGGCAAGGUCGCACGCUCCAUGGGCGGCGGCUCCAUGCUCGGCCAGGAGAUGGACUCCCUCGCCGACCUCGUCUCCUUUGGGAUCGCCCCCGCCGUCCUCGCAUUCACCCUCGGCCUCCGCACCCCGCUCGACACCCUCGCCCUCCUCCUCUUCCUCUCCUGCGGCCUCGCCCGCCUCGCCCGCUUCAACGCCACCGUCGCCCUCAUCCCCGCAGACCCCACCGGCAAGUCAAAGUACUUUGAGGGCCUCCCCAUCCCCUCCACCCUCGCCCUCACCGCCACCAUGGCCUGGUGGGUCACCCAGGGCUGGUACGCCCAUCCCUCCGCCGCCGCCACGGCCACAGCCACUCGGCAGGCGGAUGUGCCCCUCGGCGUCGUCACCCUCUGGGGAGACAAGGACGGCUGCGGACAAGUGCAUGUCGUCAGCGCCCUCUUUGCCCUUUGGGGCGCCAUGAUGGUCAGCAAGACCUUGCGCAUCCCAAAGCUGUAACCGGGAGAUUUAAAGACGGAAAGAUGUGCACUGGAUAUUUGCUGGAUAUACGAGUACACGCAUGCAAUGUUCGUUUAUGACC
Molecule: messenger RNA, 861 nt
Organism: Cryptococcus deneoformans JEC21
Lineage: Eukaryota; Fungi; Basidiomycota; Tremellomycetes; Tremellales; Cryptococcaceae
Product: CDP-diacylglycerol-serine O-phosphatidyltransferase, putative
Exons: 3
Coding region: 9-779 (256 amino acids)
Biological process (GO): phospholipid biosynthetic process
Cellular component (GO): membrane
Molecular function (GO): phosphotransferase activity, for other substituted phosphate groups
Source: RefSeq, a predicted model, not a curated record